This is a messenger RNA of Phaeoacremonium minimum UCRPA7, 2004 nucleotides long. Its product is annotated as putative gtp-binding protein 1 protein. Bases 1 to 2004 code for a protein of 667 amino acids. Gene Ontology annotation, molecular function: GTPase activity; GTP binding; translation elongation factor activity. Gene Ontology annotation, biological process: translational elongation. NCBI's taxonomy places the organism in Eukaryota, Fungi, Ascomycota, Sordariomycetes, Togniniales, Togniniaceae. The transcript has 3 exons. The record is from RefSeq and is a predicted model, not a curated record.
AUGAUCACCCGAAUAUCAUACGAAGGCAAGAUGGCAAGCAAGACGACGAAGCCGAUGGGUCACGAAAAGCGGAAGGGAGAGGCCGCUCUCAGCGAUUUUGCCGAGUAUGUCGAAAAGCAGCAGGCUCUGCGCUAUCCUAGCUCCAAGACAGGCCCGUCCAACUCCGGACCCGCCCCGGAGGAGGAUCCUCACCAUCACGCCGAACUCGAUGACAUUCUCGAUGCCCUCGAUCUCUCCGACUCAGGACCCCGCGUGCCCCUACGCGAGUUGCUGCUCGGCACCGAUGAGAACACAAUGCAGAAACUCGUCGAGCUAGUCACGGAGCGGCUGGAAGAGGGCCACGGCGAGACUUUGUACGAAGUGGGUUUCGAGAACAAUGGCGACUCGAUGCAUUUCACCAAAGCCGAUUGGACUUCGGCAUUCGAUCGGCUGAAGGAGGCUGCGAGUAUAGCCCGCGCCUCUUGCCAGCUGUUAUUGACCAAGAAUGUCGGCGGCGAAGUUGAAGGCUCGACGAAUGCCAAAGACAAGGAUUGCAGUGGGAAGGUACUUAUUCGACAGAAUCCCGCAACGGUGGAGGAUGUUAUUGAGACGAGAAUUGCUGUUGUCGGCAAUGUUGAUGCUGGAAAGAGCUCCAUGCUCGGAGUUCUUGUGAAAGGUGACCUGGAUGAUGGCCGUGGCAAGGCCCGAGUCAACCUCUUCAGACAUAAGCACGAGAUCGAAACCGGUCGAACAAGUUCCGUCGGGAUGGAAAUCAUGGGAUUCGACACCGAUGGCAACGUCAUCACUUCUGAUACUCCUGGAAGAAAGCUGUCGUGGGAAGAGAUUGGCAAGCGGAGCGCUAAAGUCAUCACAUUCACUGACCUGGCAGGCCAUGAACGAUACUUGCGAACCACAGUCUUUGGGCUUCUGUCUAGCAGCCCAAAUUACUGCCUGCUCAUGGUGGCAGCCAACAACGGGCUCAUCGGCAUGAGCAAAGAGCAUCUUGGUAUUGCGCUAGCCCUCAAUGUGCCUGUCAUGGUUGUCAUCACCAAGAUCGACAUAUGCCCACCUCACAUCCUUGAGCAGACAAUCACACAGAUCCAGAAGAUCCUGAAGAGUCCAGGCGCAAGAAAGAUCCCUAUCUUCAUAAACAGCCGCGAGGAAUGCAUAAACACUGCCACCCAGUUCGUCAGCCAGCGUAUAUGUCCGAUCUUCCAGGUCUCCAAUGUCACUGGUGAGAACCUCGACCUGGUCCGAACAUUUCUCAACAUCCUCCCGCACUACGGACGAUACGAUGCUGACGCUCCUUUCGAAUUUCACAUAAACGAUACCUUUUCUGUGCCCUUUGUGGGGACCGUCGUCUCCGGCAUUGUCAAGUCAGGGGUCAUUCAUGCUGGAGAUAAUGUACUCGUUGGUCCUGAUUCCUUGGGCCAGUUCACCACGACCAGCAUCCGUUCGAUAGAGAGGAAACGCCUUGGCGUUCCAGCUGCAUCUGCAGGCCAGUCAGCCUCGUUUGCUUUGAAGAAAGUUAGGAGAAAGGAUGUCAGAAAGGGAAUGGUUGUCUUGCCCAAAAUUGAAGGCCAGCCAACCCCGAAGGUGCACCGCGAGUUUGUCGCUGAAGGUAUCUGUCACACGUGCAUCCAACUUACCCAAGCAGUCAAGGUACUAACAAUUACAGUGCUUAUCUUGUCUCAUGCGACUACGAUCAAGCCAAAAUAUCAAGCCAUGCUGCACGUUGGUCCCGUCUCACAGACAUGCGCGAUCAUCGACAUUGACCGGGAAUUUAUCCGAACGGGAGACAGAGCCACUGUCGCUUUUAAAUUUGUCCAGAGACCAGAAUAUUUAGCGCCAGGCGAUCGCCUACUUUUCCGCGAGGGCAGGACGAAGGGUCUGGGGAUCGUCAAGUCAGUCGGCUACGACCCUCAGCAUCCUCUGAGGGCAAGAUCAGACGACACACUAGGUGAAGGAGGGCAAGGCGAACAGGCGACUGCCCCUGUAGGGACCGAGGUCCGGGUUGGUGCUUAG